Messenger RNA from Olea europaea var. sylvestris, 527 nucleotides. RefSeq lists its product as uncharacterized. Lineage: Eukaryota; Viridiplantae; Streptophyta; Magnoliopsida; Lamiales; Oleaceae. The record is from RefSeq and is a predicted model, not a curated record. The coding region runs from base 162 to 527 and encodes 121 amino acids. The transcript has 2 exons.
CGUUCACGUUUCGUAACUUCUUUGAUGGGAAGAAGUAUAUAAAGGGAAUAAAGUGGUAUUGGUCCCCAAGCCGAGACUUUCAUGAAACUACACCAUCGCAGAGAGGUCUUGAAGGCUUGGAAGCACCAAACACAAUUCGAAAUUCUGCAGUUCAAACGACAAUGGCUGGAGUUAUUCAACCAAUUAAUUUCUCUGAUAUGAAAUGCGAUGUUCCUGAACUUAAGGGUGACAACUAUAAGGCUUGGAAGGAAAGGAUUCUCCUUCACUUAGGGUGGAUGGACAUUGACUAUGCUAUUAGGAAAGACGAACCACCUAAAAUUACUGAAACCAGCAUUCCAGACCAAGUUGAUCUUUAUGAAAAAUGGGAGCGAUCUAAUCGCCUUUCAGUCAUGUUCAUAAAGACCAAAAUAUCUGCUGGAAUUAGGGGUUCUGUCGAGCAAUACGACAAUGUUCGAGAAUUGCUGAAGGCAAUUGAUGAUCAAUUUGUGACAUCAGACAAGGCAUUAGCAAGCACCCUAAUUAUGUAG